AACUAAAAUACUCACCUGAGACGCUGACUUCAGUGCUCGAAGCACUACCAAGUCACAAGCCUUGUUCCACGGAAAACACUCGUUACAACUGAUAGCGCGUUGUCAGAUUAGUGUAAUAUCGCUUACAAUUUUGAUAGACUUGUUGUGAAGGGUCGCGCAUCGCCAGUGCGCGUGAAGCUUUCUGGCGCUCUGGUGCUUGGCUGAGGAGGUGUAAUAGAAUGGACGACGACCUUGAAAUCAAGGGCCCGGGCUACGACCCCAUAGCUGACGAGUUUGCGACGUAUGAGGACUACCUAGACAGCCAAAUCAAUGGCACGGAUGUGUACUACCUUGAGGAUGUGGAGCUGGCACGACAACUGGUCGAGCUGGGGAUACGCGGCAACGGCGAGGUGAUCCGGCGCGAGGAGUUUGAGCAGCGCAAGGAGGCGAGCGAGCAGGCGCGGCAGGCGCGGCUGAACAAGAAGCCCAAGAAGCUGGCCAGCCAGGGCAAGCACGUGGAGGAGUUCCCGCUGCUGCAGGCGCUUAAGGACCGCGAGGAGGCUGUCCGCAACGGCAAACUGACCACCAUUGUGUUCAUUCGCGACAAGAACAGCAAGGGCCAGGAGGUGUCGGGCUACAUUGACUACGGGCACCGGCUCAAGACCGAGAACUGCGAGCCCUACUUUGACCGCAAGAAGCGGCUCAUGCCGCGCCCCUCCGACCUCAGCUUCUACAACUGGGAGACGCAGAUGAGCACCAGCAACCCCACACCAAACUUCCAGGUGAUUGCGGACAACGAGGCCGGGCUGCUGUUCAAGAACAAGCGCGACCGCAAGGUGAUCAACGUGGACCCCACCGCCAAGCCCGGCGACAACUCCACGCGCACCGAGCUGGAGACGGCCGAGUACGCGCAGGUGGUGGUGUACGACCACGUCACGCGGCGGAGGAGCUGAGGGAGGGGGAGUUGAUUGGGGGUGUGGGGAGGAUUGGGGGCAGGGGCCGAGGCAGGGGGAGGAUGCGAAGCGGGGCCGCGGGUUUGGAGGUGCUGGCGGAGCUGGGAAAAAGGAGAAGGCUAGGACGAGGAGGGAGAGGAUGCGCAGGUUGUGACGGUGUUGGGCACAGAGAGGAGCUACUUCCAAUGCAGGCGGAGGGAUGAUGAGGUUGCAGACGGGCUGUUUGUGUGAGUUGGCCCAUCGGUAUGAGUGUAUUGCCCAGGCGCUGAUGGCGCGAAGUGGACACAGCAGCUACACAGAAACAUAUGUUUACUGUGCUUCAUACAAGUUAAAAGAAACAGCCGGUGCUGAGGCGCCGAGGUUGGCGAUACAGGUCAAUUUUGCUGAUAGUGUAAACACACAAAAGC
Chlamydomonas reinhardtii is the source of this 1339-nucleotide messenger RNA. RefSeq lists its product as uncharacterized. The transcript has 7 exons. Bases 219 to 932 code for a protein of 237 amino acids. The record is from RefSeq and is a predicted model, not a curated record. Lineage: Eukaryota; Viridiplantae; Chlorophyta; Chlorophyceae; Chlamydomonadales; Chlamydomonadaceae.